Ictalurus punctatus (channel catfish) is the source of this 4186-nucleotide messenger RNA. It is a transcript of the gene axin2, whose product is annotated as axin 2 (conductin, axil). The record is from RefSeq and is a predicted model, not a curated record. The coding region runs from base 378 to 2750 and encodes 790 amino acids. Gene Ontology annotation, biological process: negative regulation of canonical Wnt signaling pathway. NCBI's taxonomy places the organism in Eukaryota, Metazoa, Chordata, Actinopteri, Siluriformes, Ictaluridae. The transcript is spliced from 11 exons.
GGACCAGGCUGUCGGCUUCUUACUUUGAUGUCCGCACUUAAACCCUGAGCCCAGUACAUAUUGGAAUAGCCUACAGGAGAUGUGCUGUGCGGCAUGGCUGCGUGAAACACUUGAGGAAAAACGCGGGGGGAACCGCUUUUACAUUUCCUUUCUGCGACUAUAACAAAAGAAGCAGGUCGGGAAACGAGAGGAGCGCCGCUGUGUGUGGAUGAUACUGUGGACUAUUUUUUUGACUCGUGGAAAAACGCUGGAGUUUUUGGGGGGUACAGAACUCAUGGGUCGAUGAGAGAAGCCGGACAGAGGUGCUCUUCCGCUAACUUCAAGCGAGAGUUCGAGGGAGAUUAGAGCCGCGCUCAGGAGCCACAAGCCGUGCAGCCAUGAACGGGGCGCUUUCGGAGCCCGUGGCCACGAGCUUCCGAGAAGAUGCUCCCCGUCCGCCCGUGCCGGGCCAAGAGGGCGAGGCCAAAUGCCGCAAACUGCCGAGCAAAAUGACGGCGCUGAGAGUCAAGGAGACGGCGAAGUCGACGCGCAGGGACGAGGAAGGCCUGGGAGAGCCAGAGGGCAGCGCCUCACCGGACUCGCCGCUCGCGCGCUGGACCAAGUCUCUGCACUCGCUGCUAGGCGACCAGGACGGCGCGCGUCUUUUCCGUGCUUUUCUGGAGCGCGAGCGGUGUGCCGAUGCGCUCGACUUUUGGUUUGCGUGUAACGGCUUCCGCCAAAUGGACCUCAAGGACGGCAAGACGCUGCGCGUGGCCAAGGCCAUUUACAAGCGCUACGUGGAAGCCGACGGCGUCGUCGGCAGGCGCCUCAAGCCGGCCACCAAGACUUUUAUUCGGGACAACGUGAAGCGACAGCAGAUCGACUCGGCCAUGUUCGACCAGGCGCAGACUGAGAUCCAGACCAGCAUGGAGGACAACGCGUACCAGACGUUCUUACAGUCCGAUAUAUACCUCGAGUACGUGCGCAGUGGCGGUGAAAACCCCACACACACCAACCCCGGUGCACUCGGGAGUCUAAAACUCGUCUGUGGCUACUUGCCCACUCUAAACGAAGAGGAGGAAUGGAGUUGUAAUGACUUUAAAGCCAAAGCGCUGGCUGUGGUCGGACUCUCGGCUAAAGCGCUGCGGUCUGCUCCUUCUCUGAGGACUGUAGACGUGCUGGAGAAAAACUACAGGUCGUAUAGGCGCUGCGAUCCUGCCAACCCGUACCAUGUGGCCUCUGGUUGCAGCUUCGCCCCCGCCACUAGUGCCAACGACAGCGAGAUCUCCAGCGACGCCAUGACAGAUGACUCCUUGUCAAUGACUGACAGCAGUGUUGAUGGGAUCCCGCCGUACAAACUGGGCAGCAAGAAGCAGCUUCAGAGAGAGAUGCACCGGAACAUGAGAAUGAAUGGACAGGUCUCACUGCCUGCCUUUCCUAGACCACGGCGGCCACCAAAGGACAUGACCCCGGUGGAGCCAGCAGCAUUCGCCGCUCAGCUCAUUGCCAGACUUGAAAGACUGAAGAGAGAACAAGAGACUAUGAGCUCACUGGAAGAGAGACUGCAGCAGAUCCAGGAGGAAGAAGAGCGUGAGGAGUCGGAUCUCUCUUCUUCCUCACAACGCCGCUCUAGUGAGGAUGACCCGCAGGCCAUCCUAGAUGAGCACCUUUCGCGCGUUCUCAGGACACCUGGUUGUCAGUCGCCCGGAGUGGCACGCCACUCGCCCCGCUCUUGCUCACCUGAACCCCGGCCUAUGACCAGGCCUGUGGGUGGCACUGUGCCUAUGCCUGCCUACCCAUCCGGACGAACGUUUGUCUCCAAGCACGUCCAUCACCACUACAUCCAUCACCAUUCAGUGCCCAAGAGCAAGGAACAGAUUGAGGCUGAGGCAGCACGGCGGGUGCAGGGCAUGUGUCCGGCCAUACCUGAUUCCCGCCCGUCGCCAUAUGCACGCAGCCGCAGCCUGGGCCCUGAGCAUGGAAACAGCAUUGGCGAGGGGAACCAAGGAUGUUCGAGUGCUUUAUCCAAGCGUCUCUGUAGGUCGGGCGAGGAGGUGAACAGUGAGAGUGCAGAGAGCGCCACCUUACAGCUGCCCACCGACAGCGCUGACCGCUCACAGAACGUCUGGCAGUGGAUCAUGGAGAGCGAUCGCCAGGCCAAGCACAAGCCACACAGCACUCAGAGCACAAGGAAGCUCUAUGGCUCCGAGUCAGCACGCACCCACACUUGGGGUGGUGCAGGCAUUUCCGGGCACCUCCGCACCCAUCAGCCUGCUCAUCCAUUCAUCCAGGACCCAGCCAUGCCCCCUCUACCUCCACCUAACACCCUGGCACAGCUGGAGGAAGCGUGCCGCCGUCUGGAAGAGGUUUCCAAACCCCCCAAACAGAGGCAUUCAACACCGGGCCUUCAAAGAGAAAAGAGCCAUGCGGUACCUGUUCAGACCGGAGCUGCAUCACUCCAGAGCCAGGCUCUUCAAGCAGAGCACCCAAAAGAGCCAAAGAAGCCUCCUGGCAGCCAUGGGAAUGAAACUGUGGUCACAUACUUCUUCUGUGGUGAGGAGAUCCCCUACCGGCGCAUGAUGAAGACACACAGCCUCACCCUGGGCAACUUCAAAGAGCAGCUCCGCAAGAAAGGCAACUACAGGUACUACUUCAAGAAGGCCAGCGACGAGUUUGAGUGUGGAGCCGUGUUUGAGGAAGUUUGGGACGAUGGCACCGUUCUUCCCAUGUAUGAGGGCAAAAUCCUGGGAAAAGUGGAACGAACAGACUAAAAACAAAACGAAGAAGAAAAAACGUCCUCAUGUGAACAAUCCUCUAACUUGCCACACAAGGCCAACAAGCGAAGAAACGGACUUCUGCACAUAUACCUGUAUUUUCAAAGAUAAAGAAAUUUUAAUAUAUCCACAAAGACUCUUUUUGUUUUGUUUUGGCUCAUCAAGCUAUUGAAGGAAUACUAGCCAAUGAAGUAGACCAACUGGUGGAGGACUCCAGCAAAGCAGCCUGGGAGAUCAGGCACCUUAACUAUCAAUUGGAACAGUCAAGGGACACUAUGAGAAUACCACUGUCUGAAGAUGCGGGUGACUGUAUGUGGUUUUUGAAUUGUUUUUAAAAAGAAUAUAUUUUUGAGGGAUCGCUACAGAGCCGGACUGCUGACCAAGGUUUAGUUGUGUUAAUUGCAGGUGUUUGUGUGUGUGUGUGUGUGUGUGUGUGUGUGUGUGUGUGUGUGUGUGUAAAAACAGAGGUAUCUGCACGUUAUAUUGUGCUUUUGUAAUAAGUAAAAUAAUAUUAAUAUUUAUUAAACUGUCAUUUCCCUCCUGCCCCAUGUCCAGCUUAAUGGACAAGCUGCUUAGUUGAAUUGGGAGAUUUUUUUUCCCCAAUGUAACACAUGCAUGGUCAUAAUGCUAGAGUCCCCCCUUAUAAAUAAAUGCUAGGAGUCUCUGAUGAUGCUUUCCAAUGAGGAGAUGACUUCCGUGCUGGGACCACCCAGUUUUCUCAACCCUCUCUGCUGAUUUGAUAUUUGCUCUGCUCAUCAUGCGUCCAGGGCUCCGUCCCAUUUUGCAUCAUAGUGCCUUUGAUUUUUUUUUAACCUAGGAAUUGCACAGGAUCAUACCACCUUAUCAAGGAGCCUUGAGAAUUAUCGUAAAAAACAACAACAACAAAACAUGCAUCCUAAUAUUAUAAUACAGCAGUGCUGAUGUCUUAAUCCCACUGAACAAAAGAACGUGGCCUUUCUUCAUUUCAGUGCCAUUUAAAUAGAAAGAAGCAGGCUGUUGAGACGUUAGGUGUACCCAGUAUGGAAGUUCCCUUCACAGCACCGAGAGUAUAUUGAGAACUUCAGAACUCCUGGACAGGGUGUAGUUGUGCAUUGGCAUCAGCAGAGGAGUAUAGACUAAUGUCAGUGUUUUAGACUGCAGUACCUGUGCCUACAUGGAUACCAUGCCAUGUGCUGCCCUGCUUCAGGGUGUGAUAUUCCCUUGCUUUUCUAAAGGGGUUUAUGUUGCAAAGAUUUUUUUUUAAUGCUUUGAAUAUCUUGUUAUCUAUUCUGUUUUUUUUUUUUUUUGUUAUUGUUGUUGUUGUUGUUGUUUUGUUCCACAUAAAUGUAAAUUAUGCAUUAUAUAGAGCAUCAUUUUAAAGAUGGCUUGGUACUUUAAUUAUUGUAAUUAUGAAGAGAUGUAGCCUUUAUUAAAUGUUUAUAUUUUUCAAAUGA